ACCACGUGACCAGUCUUGUGACGUAUACGGAAGCAGAUGUUUAAGAAAACUGAAUUCCUGCUGGUGUCGCGGUCAGUAGCAGAAGAGGGAAACCACUUACAGAAGAUUUGCUGUCCCCACAAGACAUGUCUAUUUUCCCAAGAAUAUGUCUGAAGCCUGAGGUGACGGAGCAUCUUAAAAGUGUAUUUUUAAACAAGGAGAUCCUGGCUGCUGUGGGUCACCAUGAGGCGGAGCUUCGCUUCCAGAAGUUGCUCCUCUGCCUGUCUCACCCUCCGUCUCACACCUGUGUGCGAGCCAGCACCCACCUGGCUCCGCUGGAAGAGAUCCGGUCCAAGCUGCAAGAAGAGCUGAGCAAGCAAAAGUCGAGCGACUCGCCAGCAGAUGAGGCGUCCGUUCAGAUUCUUCCACACCCACGAGUCCCAGACGUCUUACUUCUUCCUGUUGACGGCCCGAGACAUGUGGAGCGGCUCAGCUCGGAGGUGGUGGUGGGGGCUCAGUGUGGCAACGCCGUCCUCAGAGGAGCGCACGUCUUCGCCCCAGGAAUCGUCGCCAGCCCCAAACACAUGAAGGCGGGAGACGUUGUGUCCGUCUUCUCCGACCUGGAGGGCAGGUGUACCCGAGGAGCUCUAAGCUUCCAGGGGAACAAGGUGUUUGUGGGGAAUGGAGUCGCAGAAAUGGAUCGCUCGAGUAUUUUCUGCACAGACGAACCUCCAAGAGGUGUGGGGGUUCGUAUGCUGGAGCCACUUUACAGAAGUCCCUCCUUUGAUGGGGUUCUGCCCAGCCUGGCGUUCCUGCAGAACUUCCCCUCUGUGGUUGUGGGUCAUGUGCUCGGACCGCGACCCGGAGAGCGAAUCCUGGAUAUGUGUGCUGCACCGGGAGGGAAGACCUGCCACAUCGCUGCCCUCAUGGGGGAUCAGGGAGAGGUGGUGGCCCUGGACAAAAUCCGGAACAAGAUCGACCGCAUUCGUCAGAAUGCAGAAACGCUGCGGCUGCAAAGUAUUAAAGCGUACUGCUUUAACGGCGCUCAGGCUGUGAGCAGCGACCCCACGCCACAAACACAAGGGCCGCCUUUCCCCCCUGAGAGUUUUGACCGGGUUCUGCUGGACGCCCCCUGCAGCGGCCUGGGACAAAGACCCAACAUGGCCAGCACCUGGAGUCUCAAGGAGAUCUGUUCGUACCCGCCCCUCCAGCGAAAGCUGUUUCACGCUGCGGUGCGGUUGUUGAAGAAGGGCGGGGUUCUGGUGUACAGCACCUGCACCAUAACGCUGGCGGAGAACGAGGAGCAGGUGGCCUGGGCUUUGAGCUCGUUCCCCUGCCUCACGCUGCAGCAACAGGAGCCGCACGUCGGCGCGGACGGCAUGCUGGGAGCUGGUUUGCCACGCGAGCAGCUGCGCCUCCUCCAGAGGUUCAGUCCGGAGUUGAGCUGGGAUCACACAGACGCCUCCGUCCCGCUCCCAGGCAGGGCCGACGGGGACACGAUUGGCUUUUUCAUCGCCAAGUUUCUGAAAAGCUGACUGCAGGCGUGUGCUUUCGGGAACAGACGUGUUUAUACUGCGACGGCGCGGCGUGCUUUUGAAACGCUGACAAAGAGCGCUCCGCUGUUUACAGGAUCUGCCUCUUAACAUUUGCGGCCCAUGUAGGGAUGAGCUUUAAAACACACACAGAGUGAAUGGGAGCUGGCAAAUGCAGCAAUGCUUGCGUCGCCAUAACAACAGUGACGACACAGCUGCCAUGGUGACGGCGGAUUCUCUGGAUCAGGAAGUAGUGCGCAGAAAGAGGUCAGGAGAGGUAUUAACAAUUUAGCAUCUUUAGCAGCACGGGAGACGAGGGGAGGGGUAAUUAAUUAGUCGGGUGAUGCAUCUGCCUGAACCACUGCAGUGUCUGGGAGGAAGUCACAGUUUUUCACAAUAAAAGCAUCUUUUACAGAAAUAUUGUCUUUUUUUAACAAUUUAAAGGCAUCAAAUGUACAUUUUAUAUACAUUUAUAGUUGUCAUAAGUAAAUAUUCAUACAUAUUCACUGUUUUUCAUGUUUGUAAAAACUGGAUUUUUCAUUAAAAUAUGAAUAAUAUAUGAUAUAAAACCUAUUUAUUUGUAGCAAUUCUCAAACUUUGUGAAAAGAUUUAAAAACAUUUACCAACUAGAUUUAUAGCAUUACCCGCAAUGAGGCAAAUGUGAAUACUGUAGGUUGAAUGUGGCUGAUAAUGAAAAUGAUGUGGCUGAUAAUGAAUCUGAAACCUCGUCAAAAUAUUAGCUUAAUGCCAAAUUAGCCAAAUGAACUGGAAAAAAAAAUCAAAUUUUGCAAAAAAAAAAAAAAAA
Oryzias melastigma (Indian medaka) is the source of this 2316-nucleotide messenger RNA. It is a transcript of the gene nsun6, whose product is annotated as NOP2/Sun RNA methyltransferase 6. Gene Ontology annotation, molecular function: RNA binding; methyltransferase activity. The transcript is spliced from 12 exons. Bases 126 to 1514 code for a protein of 462 amino acids. The record is from RefSeq and is a predicted model, not a curated record. Lineage: Eukaryota; Metazoa; Chordata; Actinopteri; Beloniformes; Adrianichthyidae. Gene Ontology annotation, biological process: RNA methylation.